Molecule: messenger RNA, 955 nt
Organism: Marasmius oreades (fairy-ring Marasmius)
Lineage: Eukaryota; Fungi; Basidiomycota; Agaricomycetes; Agaricales; Marasmiaceae
Exons: 5
Coding region: 170-823 (217 amino acids)
Source: RefSeq, a predicted model, not a curated record
CCAUCAUCCCAACCCUCCAAGCUAUGUUGCUCAUUUUACCGACAUUCUAUUGGAGAGAGAGCAAAACGAAGAACGGAAUGUCUGGGUCCAGGCUUGACAUGAACUCCUAAGCGCAAUCGCACUCCAGCUACGUCUUGGUCGGAAACUUUCGCAACUUUCUAGAAGCGUUAUGUCUCACGUGGGCUAUAUAAACCCGACCAUUCGUUUCGACCACCCACUCUCUUCUUCAAACCACGCCCUUCACGAUCCCUACCCAUCCUUUCUACCUACCAUGAUUCUCUCUCGAGCUUUUUUCAACCUUUUCAUUCUCUCCUUCCAUCUCGUUCUUUCUCAGGAAAACCUCGCCCAGGCGUCUCCUCAAGAUCAAUGCGCUCAAGCCGACGAGAAAUGUGGAGGAAUGGAUGGGGUCGGGAAUACCAUCAGCUGUUGCGACGGGUUCAGCUGUACUGACGACAGCAAUGGCGAGGGCUUGUGUACGCCCAUCAUGGCUCCCCAGAGUCAGGGUCAAUGCGUUCAAGCCGAUGAAAGGUGUGGAGGGGAGGAUGCAAACGGCGUGGACUGUUGCGACGGUUUGCGUUGCGAUACCAGCGGGAAUGGCGAUGGACUGUGUAAACCCGCCGAUGUCAGCGAGUGCCUCGAACUCAACGUAAAGUGCAGAGGCGUCGGCGGGAAAAACUGUUGUGAAGGAACGAAGUGUGGAAAUGAGGGUGUAUGCGUCGAGUGUGCCGCAAAAGGUGAACCAUGCAACGUAAACAACGAUGGCUCUAGAACAUGCUGUAACGGUGUGUGCGGUUCCAAUGAACUGGGAGGAUAUUGUUAUUAGUGGAUACCGGUGGGCCACGUCGAACUGAGUAUUAGCAUUGUGAUAUUUUAUUGUGUUGACUACAUUUUCUCGUAUAUGUACAAGUCCUUUCUUGAUUUUUGAACGCAUGAACUAUCUCGAACUCCUCUCCAA